AUGGAACUGCAGAAUGACGACGGGCGCAGGAAGACUAGGAGGAGCAGUCCUCCAAGCCAGAAUCCUGAGCUGUCGGAGGAGAUCAUCGUUGAGGAGAUCCUGGUUCGGGCUGCCUCCUGCCUGUCAAGUCCCUGGUGCGGUUCAAGUCUGUCUGCAAGGCCUGGCGCGCCACCAUCUCGGAUCCCGUCUUCAUCCGCGCGCACCUCCGCCACUCUGCAAUCAAACGGGAGCAGGACCCGGGAGUCCCGGCUGAGCACCUUCUCCAACCAAUUCCGCUUCUACCAGUGGCAUCAUCUGCAAGGCAAUGGCGGCGGCACUGCCUCCUCCAAACAGACAGCGACGCUCAUCUACACCAAUGACCUUAGCGGCGGCGAAGUUAUUAGCCAGCUAGGUUACUUGGCGUUUUGUGAUGGUCUGGUGCUCGUUUGCACCGACACCAAGCUCUACCUCUUCAACCCGGCCACCAGGGACGCCUCACGCUGCCGGACAAUAAGCGCAACAAUUUGGCGCGAGAAUCAGGCUGCAAUUCUGUAG
This is a messenger RNA of Miscanthus lutarioriparius, 534 nucleotides long. The record is from the annotation of a GenBank genome assembly. NCBI's taxonomy places the organism in Eukaryota, Viridiplantae, Streptophyta, Magnoliopsida, Poales, Poaceae.